AUGGGCACCCGGCAGACCAAGGGCAGCCUGGCCGAGCGAGCCGGCGCCGGCGCCGCGUCCGGCCCCCGCCGCGAUCGGCCCGACCUGUGGGCGUCGUGGCUGCUGCGCGCCGGGGACAAGGCGGGGCGCGCGGGGCCCGGCGCGGGGCUGCCGCCCUACCACCGGCGCGUCGGCAUGGUCCAGGAGCUGCUGCGGAUGGUGCGCCAGGGCCGGCGGGACGAGGCGGGGACGCUGCUGCAGCACCUGCGCCAGGAUCUGGGCAUGGAGUCAACCUCAUUGGACGAUGUCCUUUACCGCUAUGCCAGCUUCCGGAACCUAGUGGACCCCAUCACACAUGACCUCAUUAUCAGCUUGGCCCGUUACAUCCACUGCCCAAAGCCGGAAGGUGAUGCACUGGGUGCCAUGGAGAAGCUGUGUCGGCAGCUGACCUACCACCUCAGUCCCCACUCCCAGUGGAGGCGGCACCGUGGGCUGAAGAGGAAGCCCCAAGUCUGUCUCAAGACUGUCCUGGCUGGGAGCCCUCCAGACAACACAGUGGACCUCUCUGGAAUCCCGCUGACCUCCCGUGACCUGGAGCGAGUUACCAGCUAUCUGCAGCGCUGUGGGGAGCAGGUGGACAGUGUGGAAUUGGGGUUCACUGGUCUCACAGAUGACAUGGUCCUACAGCUAUUGCCAGCACUCAGCACACUGCCUCGCCUCACCACACUGGCUCUCAAUGGCAAUCGGUUGACCCGGGCACUGCUUAGAGACCUCACAGACACCCUCAAGGACCCCAACAAGUUCCCCAACGUCACAUGGAUAGACCUAGGCAACAAUGUGGACAUCUUCUCAUUGCCCCAGCCCUUUUUACUCAGCCUGCGGAAGCGCUCUCCAAAGCAGGGCCAACUGCCCACCAUCCUGGAGCUGGGUGAGGGCCCAGGUGGUGGUGAGGACAACCAGGAAGGCAGCAUAGUGUGCCAGGAUGAAGCUGGGAGCCCAUGGGACCCUACCAACCAUGACAGGGAGACUGCAAGAGCAGCUCAGACGUGA
Molecule: messenger RNA, 1029 nt
Organism: Suncus etruscus (white-toothed pygmy shrew)
Lineage: Eukaryota; Metazoa; Chordata; Mammalia; Eulipotyphla; Soricidae
Gene: LRRC75A
Product: leucine rich repeat containing 75A
Exons: 4
Coding region: 1-1029 (342 amino acids)
Source: RefSeq, a predicted model, not a curated record